UUAAAAUCCGUUCAGUGAAAAAAGUUUUUUGUUCAGUCACCAACAUUUUUUCUUUCAAAUCAGUUCAGUGAACAAAAUUGUGAAAAAAAAAUCAUAAAAUUCUUGUAUUUGUGAAGAUCGCCAUUACUCAAAAAAAUAAUUUACGAAUUUGGAGUUUUAAACGUAUCAAUUAGUGUCAAAAUAUCAUAAACGGUGUGAAAGGAGUAAUUUGAACCUUGUCGCCCGUUAAUUUCCAUACAACAUGAGCUAUCAAAUGUCACAAAAUCGCACAAUGUCUCAUAAUCCUUAUCAAAAUUCGGAAAUGGCGAUGGGUAAGGAUCAACAGACAUUAAUGUGGCAACAAAACUCGUAUUUAUCUGGUGGCGAUUCUGGUAUCCAUUCGGGAGCAAUCACACAAGUUCCAUCGUUGAGUGGAAAGGAAGAAGAUGAAAUUACCGGUGGAGAUGAUACAUUAAUGUUUGAUCUUGAUCAAGGAUUUAAUCAGAAUUAUACACAAGAUCAAGUUGAUGAUAUGAAUCAACAAUUAAAUCAGACUCGUAGCCAGCGUGUUCGUGCUGCUAUGUUUCCAGAAACUUUAGAAGAAGGAAUUGAAAUUCCAUCAACACAAUUUGAUCCACAGCAGCCAACUGCUGUUCAACGUUUAGCAGAGCCAUCACAAAUGUUGAAGCAUGCAGUCGUUAAUUUAAUUAAUUAUCAAGACGAUGCUGAUUUGGCAACUCGAGCAAUUCCUGAAUUGAUUAAAUUACUCAAUGACGAAGAUCAAGUCGUUGUAUCACAAGCAGCCAUGAUGGUCCAUCAAUUGUCUAAGAAAGAAGCUUCACGACAUGCCAUUAUGAAUAGUCCACAAAUGGUCGCAGCUUUAGUUCGUGCAUUGUCAACGAGCAAUGACUUGGAAACAACCAAAGGAGCAGUCGGAACUCUUCACAAUUUAUCACACCACAGACAAGGUUUACUUGCUAUCUUUAAGAGCGGUGGCAUUCCAGCUUUAGUUAAAUUACUAUCGUCACCAGUCGAGAGUGUUUUGUUCUAUGCCAUAACGACUCUACAUAAUCUUCUUUUACAUCAAGAUGGAUCAAAAAUGGCUGUUCGUUUAGCUGGCGGUUUACAGAAAAUGGUUGCAUUAUUGCAACGAAAUAAUGUCAAAUUUCUUGCUAUCGUAACCGAUUGCUUACAAAUCUUGGCAUAUGGCAAUCAAGAAAGUAAAUUAAUUAUUUUAGCUUCCACAGGACCAAUUGAAUUGGUUCGAAUUAUGCGUUCAUAUGACUACGAGAAGUUAUUGUGGACAACAUCACGUGUGCUUAAAGUAUUAUCAGUAUGCUCUAGCAACAAGCCAGCAAUUGUUGAAGCUGGUGGAAUGCAGGCAUUGGCUAUGCAUUUGGGAAAUCCGUCACAGCGUUUAGUCCAAAAUUGUUUAUGGACAUUAAGAAAUUUAUCUGAUGCAGCUACAAAAGUUGAUGGUUUGGAGAAUUUACUUCAAGGACUCGUUCAUGUUCUUGCAAGCUCUGAUGUCAAUGUUGUUACAUGUGCUGCAGGCAUCUUGUCGAAUUUAACUUGCAAUAAUCAGAGAAACAAGGUUACAGUAUGUCAAGUCGGUGGUGUUGAAGCACUCGUUCGAACAAUCAUUAAUGCUGGUGAUCGUGAGGAAAUUACAGAACCAGCUAUAUGUGCAUUGCGUCACUUGACAUCACGUCAUCCAGAAUCUGAUGCAGCUCAGAACUUAGUUCGUCAAAACUAUGGCUUACCAGUGAUUGUAAAAUUAUUACAUCCACCUUCUCGCUGGCCAUUAGUUAAAGCCGUGAUUGGAUUGAUUCGUAAUUUGGCAAUUUGUCCAUCCAAUUCAUCACCGUUACGUGAGCACGGUGCAAUUCAUCAUCUUGUUAGAUUGCUCAUUCGAGCUUUCCAAGAUACUCAACGCCAACGAUCAUCUGUGGCCACAAGUGGAUCUCAACAACCAGGCGCUUACGCUGACGGCGUAAGAAUGGAAGAGAUUGUUGAAGGUACGGUCGGAGCUUUACACAUUCUCUCAAAGGAUGAAUAUAAUCGUCAAUUGAUUCGACAACAAAAUGUCAUUCCCGUAUUCGUACAAUUGCUGUUCUACAACGACAUUGAAAACAUUCAGCGAGUCGCUGCAGGAGUAUUGUGCGAAUUGGCAGUAGAUAAAGAGGUUGCAGAACUGAUUGAACAAGAAGGAGCAACUGCACCUUUGACAGAACUUUUGAAUUCUGCUAAUGAAGGAGUUGCAACUUAUGCAGCUGCUGUCUUGUUCAAAAUGAGCGAAGAUAAAUCUUUGGAUUAUAAGAAACGAUUCUCAAGCGAGCUUACUACUUUACCAGUAUUUCGAGAUGAUCAAAUCUGGAAUAAUGGAGAUUUAACAAUCGGACCAGACCUACAAGAUAUUUUGGCACCCGAUCAAGCUUAUGAAGGGCUUUAUGGACAGGCACAAAAUGGAACCAAUGGGCGCUCAUAUCCACAAGGAUAUGAUACAUUACCCAUCGAUUCAAUGCAAGGUUUAGAAAUUGGUGGAGGUCAGCAGCAACAAAAUUUGAUGGGUGGAAUGAAUACAGGUCCACCAACAUCACCAAAUAUGAUGGAUAUGGAGUGUGUUAUUGGCGAAAUGGAUGCCAGUGAAUUGACAUUCCAACAUCAUAUGGGAAAUGAUUCAAUGAUGCCAUCACCACCAGCAAAUGACAAUACACAAGUUGCUGCAUGGUACGACACAGACUUGUAAGCGUUGCCGAAAAGGGAAACAACAAAUUUUAACAUUUUAAUGAUUAACUAGCAACUUUUUUAAGUUAAGAAUCAUAACAAUCAAAAUAGAUUUUUUUUUCUAUUAUUUUUACAGUAAGUUUUAAGUUUAGGACAAAAUUUUGACUUAUAUUUUUAUUAUUAUUUUAAAUAUUUUUUUAUCAAAAUCUCGACUUGUUUCGAGCUGGUAGAAGAGAUAAAAAAAAAUCUUUUAUUAUAAAUGUUUUUCGUUCAUAAAUUGUGAUAAGCACUGAAUCGAAUUGAUCAUAUCCUACUUCCACAAUCUGCAAUUAUUGAUAUACAAAAUGAAAAAAAUAUACUUAAAAAAUUUUUAAAUCUAGGAAUUUGGGGUUGGUUUGGACAAGUUUGACAGUCUUUUUGGAGACUUGAGGUGUGAAGGAGGUCCUUUGAUGACCCCUUGUUCGCUGAAAUUAAUUUUGGAUUAAGCUUUUGUAUGGAAAUCUAAAAUGUUUCCAGAAUUGAAACUUUAAAUCGGUCUUUAAAGUCCAUUACAAAAGUGUAAAAUCAGCUCCAAAUUCUUCGUAAUUUUGCAAAAUUUCCUAAUGUUGAAAAUUUGCAUAAUUAUGAUCGAACCAUUUAAUGAGAGGUUUUCAUAGAAAUCUCAAAAUAAAAAUUUAAAUAAGAUGAGAAAAACAGGGUGAAAAAAAUUAUUAAGCAACAACACAGAAUUAAAAUUAAUUAAAUGUCACUAGAUUCUUUAUUUUUCCUUUCCUCUUUUUUCUAAUCAACCAUAGAUAAAUAAGAAUUUAACGUAAACGACUACUUACACUUCGUAAAUUAUACACAAUGAUUGAAAUUUUGACACAAGAAAUAAGAAUAUCUGUGAAAAUAAAAAAAAGUACAUAAGAUAUACACAUACAUAACGUUUUGAUGUAACUUGCUGAGGAAGAAAAAAAAAAAAGUUGGACAAGCUUCAAUGCAGAAAUCUUCUUUUUUAUAGAAAAUUAAUUAAUGUAAUUCUUGAUGGUUAAUCAAUUAAUCAUAAGUAGUUUGGAACUCUCAUGAAAAUAUCUUGGUUUGAUGCUAGAUGAGCAUCAUUCUGACAAAUUUUUGAGAAUUUCAAGUCUCAUUGAAGCAUUCAUAAUCUAUAUUAAUAUUAAGCAUUAAAUUUAGCAGAUCAAAAAUGUUUCACCUUUCUUUAUUUUAUAUCAAUGAUGAAAACAAGAUAAAUUAUAUUUAAGUUGAAAUAAAUAUGAAGAAAAUCAACAAUCUUUCGAUCUAUAUAUGAUGAUGAUUCGUGAAUUUUAAAACACAUUUAAAAGAUAUAAUAAAAAAUAAUUUUAAAAAAUUGUAA
This is a messenger RNA of Chironomus riparius, 4060 nucleotides long. The record is from the annotation of a GenBank genome assembly. NCBI's taxonomy places the organism in Eukaryota, Metazoa, Arthropoda, Insecta, Diptera, Chironomidae.